Messenger RNA from Fusarium oxysporum Fo47, 936 nucleotides. Its product is annotated as J domain-containing protein. Gene Ontology annotation, biological process: spliceosomal complex disassembly. The transcript has a single exon. The record is from RefSeq and is a predicted model, not a curated record. Lineage: Eukaryota; Fungi; Ascomycota; Sordariomycetes; Hypocreales; Nectriaceae. Gene Ontology annotation, cellular component: spliceosomal complex. Bases 40 to 888 code for a protein of 282 amino acids.
CAGUUAUUUACGAGCAACAUAUGAUCCAGCAGGCUCAAUAUGUCUGACACAAAAGCCGCCGAUUUGCUGCAGUUCGCUCAAGAAUAUGCUUCCAAAGAUGUAGACCUCUAUGAACUUCUCGGCAUCGAUGCCCUAACACCAAAGGAAGACAUCCAUCGCGCAUGGCGCAAGCGAUCUCUGAAAUACCAUCCCGACAAAGCAGGCGACAACUUCGAUGCGGAAAAAUGGCAGCUUUUCGAACGCGCCCGCGACAUCCUAUCCGAACCAGGGGCGCGCGGCGCUUACGACGGCGCCAUCAAGGCUGCCCUGCUACGAAAACAAGAGCGCGAGACCAUGGACAAGCAGCGCAAGGCUUUCGUUGACGACCUCGAGGCGCGAGAGAAUGCUUGGAAGGUACAGAGAGAGGAAAAGGAGCAGCGGGAGAAGCAAGAGAUCGAGAAGGAGAGGUCACGAUUGGUUGAACAGAGACGCAUGCGCGAGGAGGAGGAAAGGCGCCAAGCCGCUGCUGCGCAAGAAGUCGAAGACCUUGCGGAAGCACGCCGACGACUGAAGGAGAAGAAAGAGAAGAAGAAACAGGACGAGGCGAGAGAGAAGUUUCUGCGCAAGUCACGAAGGGCCGCGGAGGCUGCAGACGGCAAGCCUGCAUCUGGACCGAUCAAUGGUGUCAUGGAUGUACCAGGCGAUUUCCCGGUUGACUUCGGUACUGAACAAAAGUUUUACUGGGAGCUUGUUUGCGACAAACUCCGCGCGGUUCAGGCAGUCAGGAAUUUACGGCAGAAAGAAGCGACCCCUGAAGAGUACCAACAAGCGGAGCAAGGUCUACUGGAUGCCAAAACGAGGAUACACCAGGCUGAGGUUCGAUUUGCGGAGCAUACAUCUGUUUCGUAACUGGGAAAGUCUUUUAGAGAAAGGACACGGAUCAAGGUUGGUAGCUAU